AUGAGCUUCAUCGACAGGCUAAAUUUGACCCAAUCAGUGUGGUUUUGCUGCAUAUACCCUAACUGCAGCAAUCACUAUAACACAAAGUUCAAUCUGAAGCAACAUAUCGAAAAUGUUCACCUAAAACUCAAGAAAUAUCAGUGCAAAUACUGCCAAAAACUCCUUAUUAGCAAGCAAAACCUUAAGGAACACUUAAAUAUUCAUACAGAAUCCACACCUUUUAAAUGUAAGAUUUGUGAAAAAUCUUUUAGGCAAGCAAGUCAGCUUUCACUUCAUAAGCGAACUCACUCAGAGAAUAACAUAAUAGCAAUAAACCAAGAACAAACUAAAAAAAGAAAUAAACAAGCAAAAGACUUCUAUACCCCCGAUGUAUCGAAGUUAGAGAGCAACUUUGUGAUGACUCCUGUGCUACUAAACCUGCCUCUAAUCAGAGAUAGGAAGGAGUUUGGACAAAGAUUGCCUGCUUUCACAUCUAUUAGUAGAAAAUCAAAUCCAUAUAUAAUUAAAAACAAACUUCACUAACUCCCCUUCCGUGAGUGAACAAAAAAAUUUUGUUUCGCUCAUGGAGGGGGCUAAUUUUUUUUUUAAAAAAAUUAAUAUAAAAGUUUUAUAGAAAAUAUAUUUUUCGAAAUUUAAAAAAAUCCUAAUUCGCAAAAAUUGAAAGCAAAUAUUAAUUUGAUUUAUAAAAUUUAUGUUUUAAAAAGCAAUUUGUUUAAAUUUAAACAGAAUUAACUCUAGAUCUCAUUAUAGUAAUUAUCACUUAUAUAUCAAAAUUUUUUCCAUCAAAAAUUUUUCUAUUAAAAAAAUUUUUGUUCGCUCACUGGAGGGUGCAAAAAAUAGCGAUUUUUCUAAUGAUUUUGUUCACUCACGGAGGGGCGGAGUAA
Molecule: messenger RNA, 884 nt
Organism: Blepharisma stoltei
Lineage: Eukaryota; Ciliophora; Heterotrichea; Heterotrichida; Blepharismidae
Source: the annotation of a GenBank genome assembly